GAAAACUCAGCUCUUGAUACUUGGGUCUUCAAUCUGUAGAGAAGAAACAAGGCUAAGGUAGAAACAAACAACAACACAAAGCCAAAAAGAAAGGCACCGAGGAAGACAUUCAAUUAAAGAUGGAGUCACCACUUAUAUAUGUUAUGCUGGUGCUUUUGAAUGUAUUUGUAUUUUCAUCAGGAGUAAUACAUAAUAAGGGUAAGGAGCGAACUUACUUUUCUUGUUCCGGUGAAGGGAUUCUCACAGGUCUGCAUACAAUCAAGUUGUUCCUUACCAUGGACAAUUUGAAAGUCCGCUGUUUCUUCAGAAAUGAAAAUCAAAGUCCUUCAAAGGAAAUUUUGGGUCUCUUUACAUCAGGAGGCCUUGCUCCCAACAUGAUAAUUACGAACAGUACAUUCUACGGUGGCUACUAUUUUAAAUUAACUCCGUUCAGUAAUCGUCUUGAGUGGUUAAUUGAUAUUCCUAGACAAAACAUCACUGUAAACACAGACAUUGCAGCUGUAGAACAGUGGAUGAUAAAGAUCACAAUGCAUGAAGGAUUAAACAUUUAUGAUACUGAGGGGACCUUAUUGGAUCUUGUUCGAGAGCCUAUUCUUCAGUGGAAUCUUGGACGUGUGCUUACAGAAAUGGAGGUUAGAGAUUUAUAUCCAGAAGUGAACGAUAUCAAAGUGACAAAGAGCCCCUGUGCCAAUGAUGUGGCUUUAAUAGGCUUUAUGAUGAAACCAUCAUCUAAUGGUGUUUUCAUAGGAAAAACCAUUUCUGGAUUUUGGACCUAUAAGGAAUGCAUAUGGCAUGACCUCACAGAGAUAAUCUAUGCAGAACUUAAAGAUGAACACCAAGGACUCACAGUGAUAGAUCUGGUUUUAACAAAUCAUUUUUUAGUCAUCCUUACCUCUUUGGGUCUUUAUGUAAGUAGUGAUCUUCGUUAUCCAACCACUUCACAGAUAAAGCUUUCCAGAGCAGAGUUUUGUGGAUUUGAAAGGGUUGACUAUAUUAGAGGAAAUCUGUGGUAUAAUGAAAAAUGUUUUGCAAACAGAGAAAGUUUUGAAGUUGAUUAUGUUACUAUCACUUUCAACAGAAACAGGACCCUCAGUGAGUCCAGUUCUUGUUUUUUCAGUAAAGAACCAUUUCUUCACUGGUUACCUUGUGUAUUCUCUACUAUUAAAAAUGAAAAAUCCAUUCCGCGUGUGAUAACAUUCCUUAUUGACCAAGAAACAGACAGUGGAAUUUAUCUUUUCAAUGUGCAAGAUACCAAAGAGACCUAUGUCACUGUAGCUAUGCUCAAGGAUGGGAAACCAAGCCCUCGACCAAAAUUUCCUAGUUUUCAUUUUCCUUCAACAUUCACUCUUCCACUUGGAAUGAUAUUCCAUCCCAGAAGCCACUUUCUGUAUGUUUAUGGCAGUCAAAUAUGGGUUUCAAUGGAUGGUGGCAAUACUUUUGAAAUGCUGUGUAACUUAUUCUCACACCAUGUAACAAAGACUUCUAAUAGCUUUUAUACUUCAGAUAUUGUUUUUAUUGUAGAAGAUGGAAGAAUUUUGACGACCAAGGCAGGCUUAACUACAUAUAGUGAACUGGGGAUAUUAAAGGAUGCCAUUUUCACAUUGUACUAUGAUCAAUUGGGAUACAUACACAAACUGACGCCAGAAAACUUUGACGCUGGUUCAAAACUUUUAGGGCAUGGAAAUUCUGGCAGCAUUUUUGGAAAGAGGCCUGAUUUGGGAUUUGAAGCUAUACUAGUUCCACAAUAUAUCUCUACCAACGAAAUGUAUUUCUUUGCACAUGUACCUCUGACUAUGCCUACCAACAUACAGUGGAAAAAGAGAUUUAAAACUAUUCACCUGGGGAAAACAAUAGAGUUCAGUAAAACUGGACUUGCUAAUAUCAAAAAUGUAUAUAUGCAUAAAACUGAGCCUGUGGGAUUUCAGACAUCUAUUCACACAGAAAUAAUAGUCCCUUUCGGGAUUGAGAACUCAAAGGACAGCCCUUGUUUACUUAGCGAUCUUGAAAUUACAUAUUCUGGAAAGUUAUACUACACAAUUAAGCUUCUAUCAAAAAAUCCCCUGCAUGAGCUUAAAUCUACAGAUGUAGAAAAGUCUGUGUUAAUACCUGGCUAUAGCAGCUUCCUGAUCAUGAACAUUACAGAUAAAUGGACUGCUUCUGCCUUGGCUACUAUGCCUCAAGCAAUAAAAUCAAACCUGAAGUUUCUAACAGGUUCUUGGUUCUUAUACAACUUUGGCACGGCUGGAGGACGGAAAUGGAGCAUAAGUACAAGACAAUGUAAUUAUUGGAUUCAACAAGAUAGUCUUGAUUUUAUGUCCCUUAAUCUUGUGAAGUAUAUUGAUGUGGGAAACACAAUAGAUUUUCAAUUUAAGAUUAUUCCAAAAGCUAUGUCAACAUUUCCUAUCCCUCCAGUCAGUAUGGUGGUUGGAAACCCAGGAUUGGUGGAAGUUAAGACACAAGGUGUUUUUGACCUCAAUGAAAAUUAUUAUCUAGAUAUUCAUGUAUCUGGAAGAUUUUUUCAAAAAGGUUCCACUUCAAUAGCACUGGUUCUUUGGGAGGGAUCAAGUAAAUGCUAUGCUAUUACACUGCUGCCAACCAUAAAGAGCAGCUGCAGUUACCUCAGGACUAUGCACCACACUCCUGGCAGGCACAUACCACCUGAAGACUGGAUUAGCGGAGUUCACAAGGACAGUCAGGGUUUCAAUAUGAUCAAAACUCUGCCGAUAAACUACAGACCUCCAUCCCACAUGGGAAUUUCUAUUCCACUCACAGAUAAUUUUUAUCAUGCAGACCCUAGCAAACCCAUACCGAGAAAUCAAUUUCACAAGUCAAAGGAAACUGGCAAAUACAAACAGUGUGCUAAUGUUACCAGUCGGGCAAUGUGCAACUGCUCAGAACAUCAAAAGUUUUCCCAUGCUGUUGCUUUCUCAGAUUGCAAAGAAAAGGUUCAUCGUUUCAAGUUUCCAGUCACACAAUACCCAGUUGUUUUGGAAAUUUUCAAUGAAAGAGACAAAAUCUCCGCAGAACCUCCGUAUUUAGUUACCAUGACUGAAGUGAAUAUGAGGAAAAACUGGCAACUAAAACACAAUGAGCCAGAAAACGUUAAGAAAAUGAAGCAUUACUUAGAGCCACUGCUUAAGACUCCAGUGUAUAAUCCUUUAGGUCUCAACCUAACCAUACAGGGCUCUGAACUGUUUCACUUCAAGGUGUCUGUGGUUCCUGGAGUCAGCUUUUGUGAGUUAAGUGAAGAAUUUCAGAUUUAUGUCGACGAAGUCCCAUUGCCUUUUCCAGGACAUGCACUAAUAGCUGUUGCAACAUCUGUAGUGCUAGGAGUAUUAAUUUUUAUAGCAUUUGUAUUCCAACUGCGUAACAUCCACCCACUGAAGGCAUUGAAGAAAUCUAUUAGGGGAAAUCCUGGACUCACCUCAAGUACAACUGUUAGCUCAUAAUUUAAGUCUGUAUAAUUAACCAAUGAUAACUGAUUAUCUUUGAAUCCUAGUUCCAUUAAACAUGUUCAUAUAACAUACUUAAAUUUCUUAAAUGUGCAUUUGGUACAAUGCUAUAUUAUUAUUAUACUAUUAUAAUUCUAGUUUCUGACAGUCAGUAGCUUCACAUUACAUUUUCUUAUUUUUAAAAUACAUAAAAGAUUGUUUUAACACUUACAUGGCAUGGGUGUUUUGGGGGGAGAUUGUUUUCCAAAAUAUAAAGUGAUAACC
Molecule: messenger RNA, 3716 nt
Organism: Mus musculus (house mouse)
Lineage: Eukaryota; Metazoa; Chordata; Mammalia; Rodentia; Muridae
Gene: Catsperb
Product: cation channel sperm associated auxiliary subunit beta
Exons: 27
Coding region: 120-3449 (1109 amino acids)
Cellular component (GO): CatSper complex
Source: RefSeq, marked validated